This is a messenger RNA of Mangifera indica (mango), 2474 nucleotides long. RefSeq lists its product as uncharacterized. Bases 252 to 2315 code for a protein of 687 amino acids. NCBI's taxonomy places the organism in Eukaryota, Viridiplantae, Streptophyta, Magnoliopsida, Sapindales, Anacardiaceae. The record is from RefSeq and is a predicted model, not a curated record. The transcript is spliced from 4 exons.
UUUGGUUUACUCUUGUUAUAUGUAACAAAACAACCCCUCACUCACGCGUCUGUUCUCUUAUCUCCGUAUCUCCUUACAAUCAACCAGCCACCAAUCAACUGGAAUUUUAUUCUUAAAUCAUAUAAAAUUAACAUUUUAAUUUCUCCUCUGUUUAAUUCGAAUCAACUCUUUGUUUAUCGUACCUUGAAUUUAUCGGAGAAUAGAGAUUAAAAUCUAGAGUUUCGAAUUCGUAUUUGAUUAACGAAUCUGUCAUGGCGAACUCCAACAAGCAAAAUAUUGUUGACGAUCGUGAAGAUCAAUCUAGAGGCGACGACUACAUGGACACUUCAUCGGUUUCUUCGACAGGUGUUGAAACCUCCACCGUUGGAUCCCGUGAGAUUGGACUGACGGAGCGAUUGACCGACAUAUUUGUUGAAGAAGGAGACGAGGAUUUGUUGCUUCAACGGAGCGAUCGUGAGGAUAGGGUUUUGCAGUGGCUUCAGGCUCUCGAUAUGCAAGUUAUGGGAGCUUGUCGCGCCGAUGAGCGAUUGAAGCCUUUAUUAAAGUCUAAUGCUUCAAGCGGCGUCGCCGAGGAUCGUUUAUUGGCUCAUCUAAGUCAGCACUUUGAGCCGUCGGAAGUGUGUAUGUUAGCUAGGUGUUUUUGCAUACCACUUGUGUCAAUUCGAGUUGGGAAGGUAAACAAGCAAGGGAGCCUACUAUGCCCAACUUCAAUAAGAGGGAAUCUGAAUCUUACAAUCUUGCCAACAUCUGAUUUGCGACUCUCAUUUUUUGGAGAUGAUGGUCAUACAGAAAGACUGUUUACCCUGAGCAGCAAAUCUGAGUGCUCUGCUGUUGUAAUUGGUGAGAUCCCAGCCGACCAUUCUGGAAGAUCGUUUCUUAUGGAGAUCCCAGAUAGCAGAAUAUCAUACUUCUGGUGCUCAGAGAAGUCCAAGCUUUUGGGCAUUGAAUUGAUUUCAAAGAUGAAAGAUCUUAUCAAGAGGAAACCGACAAUUGCUGAAUUAACUGGAAUCAGUGAGUUGCGCCUGGGGUGUCUAGCAACUCACCUUCGUGCCUAUCUUGUGGGAUCAUCAUUGAGCAACACUCAAGCAAGUUGUACAAAUUCACUUUCUCCUUGUGGUUUAUCUGAUUUCUCGGAUUCAGUUCAAAAUUCUCAAUGCCAGUCCUCAUCCUCUAAGUCUUUGCGAUCUCGACACUCUAGCAGUCAAGCUGUAAAGACAAAUUCAAUUUAUCAGGGUAGCCUCAGUCCAAGAUCAAGUUCCUUUAAAGAGACUCUGUCCAGAAGCUUGUCCACUCUAAGAAGUGCUGCUGCCAGGGAAAAGUUAGGGCGCCGAGGUGGUGGCUAUCUGUCUGCUGUUGACAACUUGACAGCUUCUUCACCUGUUACUACUGAUGAAUCAUGUUGCAAUCAAUCUGAAACUGGCAAUAAUAUUUCUGAAGGCAGUAGUUUCCAAUUGUCACCCACUUGUCUUGAAUCACUUGGGAAAUUUUCUGUCCCUUCAACCUCAAGCCCAUUGACUGAAGUCUCAUCCACAGGUUCACCUCUUUUGUCUCCUUACUAUUGUUGGUGCCCUCUAGGUGUGUCAUCAUCGAUGCAACAUCCAGCAUUAUCUUCACAACUCCCAGCCUCAUCAAGUGAACAACCUUUACUCCCACCACUUUCAUCCUUGUUAUCAGCUAAUGGAUCUGCCAGUUUGUUGACACCAACUCCACCUCUGAGUCUUGCUGACAUUCCUUCUCUGGAUUUCCCAGCUUUCCUGCCAGAUCCGUUGGUUAGGUUGCAAGUGCCAAGUUCUCAGCAGAUACCAAUUUUCACACCUUUAAUGUGUGACCCAAUUGUUCACAUUCCAGUGAUUGAUGUUUGCUCGUCAGUUCAAGGCUACCUGGUGAGUGCUGGUCCUGGUAUAUCAACAACAAUUCCUCCAUUGCACCCAAAACUUGUGAACCCAUUACUUCCUGAGAGUGAGUCAGUGGUAGAGAAUGGUGCAAGAGAGACAUUGCGGCUGCUCAUUAGUGGCUCAAGCCAGACCAACCCUCCAUUGAUUGAUGUAUUGCCUGCUGUUCUAACUAAUGUUGAUGAGAACCAAAGCUUUCUUCUUGCUGGUAGCCGGGGUCUCUAUAGUGGAACCAGAGAUGUUGAUGCUAUCGGGAAAAGCAUUGCAUUGGUUUCAUUGUCUGGGAGUUUAACAACGGCAGAGAUGAAGCGUGAGAGCCUUGAUGACAAGGUGAAUGCAUUGCCAGAGGAUUCAAAUGUUGUUAGUUCUGCUGAAGAGAGUAGUAGCUAUAGGCCAAAUUUCAAUGAGGAAAGUAUAGAAUGAUAUUAGAAUAUCUUGCUGUUCGAUAUUUUUAUUAUGUUUGUUGAUGUGUGCGUGCUAUGUUCCCAAUUGUAGAUACUAGAUAUAUGGUUUCAGUUGUGACAUCUUGAAUUGUAAUUAGUUCAAAUCCAGCGCCUUACCACAGGACUAAAUUUUCUAUCA